GCUCGUCACGCUGUUUAUGUAGGAAGUGCUGGAUUACCCAAACCACUUCCCAUAUAAUCAGCAGUGAAACUAUUUUAUGUCAGUGGGUAUCUGUAAUCUUACGUUGUUUUAGGUCAAACCAAACGUUCUACUUCACAGCGCCUUAAUAUAUGGAGGUUAUCACAUCGGAGGACAACAGGGACUCCGAAUUUCGAACGCAACUAUUCAACGAUUAAUAAGAAUAUGGCGUUAAGAAGUAGCUGAAUCCAGCAGCCUUGCGUGUUACACCGAAAUGGCGACUUGAAAAGCAAUGUUGGAGCGGUAUCUGCUUACAAAUGCCUGCUGUGCUUUUAGUGUUGUUUUGCACCUUUGCUCUGCGAUGGAAUCAUGCCAGCAGCCAGCAAUCUGUUUACUCUCUUCUGCAUGAGUCAAACACUCAGCGCAUGGAUCUCGGCAGUGUCUGGAGUCCUGCUGCAAGAGGUGCAGUGGACCGCAGUGGGGACGAGUGUGAUGCGGUAAUGAACCUGUCUGCCAGUAAGCGAUGUGAGUUUGUGAAGAACACACCGGACUGUGCUUCAGAUGAAGGAUUUAUCAAUUACCCAUGGGUCACCUUCUGCCUGUUCUCACCUCAUCUACUGCCUCUAGUCAUCACACUCUAUGUUCUCUGGCUGUUUGUGCUGUUCCUUAUUCUUGGGCUGAUUGCAUCAGACUUUUUCUGCCCAAACCUCUCAGCCAUCUCCUCCACACUAAGACUGACUCAUAACGUGGCCGGAGUGACAUUCCUGGCUUUUGGAAAUGGGGCGCCAGAUGUGUUUAGUGCCAUGGCUGCUUUUUCUCACCCUCAAACUGCUGGUCUUGCCAUUGGAGCACUGUUUGGUGCAGGGAUCUUUGUGACAACAGUGGUUGCUGGGAGCAUUGCUCUGGUUAAACCUUUUACUGUGGCGUCUCGGCCAUUCCUUCGUGAUGUCAUAUUCUACAUGGCAGCUGUGUUUUGGACCUUCACUAUCCUCUAUAAAGGCCACAUUACCCUGGGAGAGGCAGUGGGCUAUCUGGGGCUGUAUCUUGUAUAUGUUUUGGCUGUGGUUGUGAGUGCAUAUGUUUACAAUCGUCAGAAGCAUCAGUUGAACAGCUCAAUCCAGAGCUCAGCUAGAGCACAUGAAGAGAUUCUCACCUCUGAUUCAUAUCGUGAAACUUUGAGUGGAAGCAUACAAGAACAUGAUGAAGAGUAUGAGCCUUUGCUGCCUUACACUCAAUCAACCAUUCAGAUCUUCCUGAAUGCCAUUAACCCGGUAGACAGCCGGACUUGGAGGAGAUGGCACUGGAGUGGCAAAGUCCUCAAAGUGAUCAAGGUGCCUGUAGAACUGCUGUUACUGUUGACAGUUCCUGUGGUGGACACAGAUAAGGAGGAUUAUAACUGGAAACGCCCUCUUAACUGUCUUCACAUAAUCACUGGGCCUCUAGUGUGUGUGCUCACCUUCCAGUCUGGAACCUAUGGUUUGUACCUCAUUCAGGGAGAGGUUCCAGUAUGGGUGCUCACAGUUUGCAUUGGAGUCUUCCUUUCUGCUCUAGUCUUCUUCACUACUACAAACGAACAUCCUCCUGCAUAUCACUUUCUGUUUUCUCUGUUGGGUUUUGUGGUCAGUGCUCUGUGGAUCAACACUGUGGCAUCAGAGAUUGUCAGUGUGCUGCACCUGCUGGGUGUUGUUCUCAGUCUGAGCAACACUGUACUGGGCCUUACCUUGUUAGCCUGGGGCAACAGCAUCGGAGAUUGCUUUUCAGACAUUACUUUAGCCCGUCAGGGAUAUCCACGGAUGGCCAUCGCUGCUUGUUUUGGAGGCAUUAUCUUUAACAUGAUGUUUGGUGUGGGUCUGGGCUGCCUGCUGCAGAUGUUCCAUCAUAAUCACAUUGUGAUGCUGGAGCCAGAGGGAUCGCUAUGCUGGGUUCUUUCUGGAGCACUGGGUCUGUCUCUGGUCUUCUCCUUCAUACUAGUUCCUCUUCAGUGUUUCCACGUGAGCCGAGUCUAUGGUGUUUUUCUCCUGAUCUUCUACAUCAUCUUCCUCAUCACCGCCCUCCUCACCGAGUUCAGGAUUAUCCAAUUCUGACUUCAGCAGGAACACUAACCGGACAAGUGCAAUGACUCUCAUCAAAUUAUAAGAUUAUCUAGUAUUUUUUAAAUGUAUGUAUUCAAAGAUUUGAUCUGAGCCAGUAAUUACUGUACACUAAUUAAAUUCUUAAUUGAAAGUCUUUUCAAGUAACGAUAAAGUUGAAUCAUGAGAUUGAAAUUAUUAAAGUUUUUAUUUUAUUAAACAUGACACUUGCAAAAUA
This is a messenger RNA of Myxocyprinus asiaticus (Chinese sucker), 2304 nucleotides long. RefSeq names its product mitochondrial sodium/calcium exchanger protein-like. The record is from RefSeq and is a predicted model, not a curated record. NCBI's taxonomy places the organism in Eukaryota, Metazoa, Chordata, Actinopteri, Cypriniformes, Catostomidae. Gene Ontology annotation, cellular component: membrane. Gene Ontology annotation, molecular function: calcium:sodium antiporter activity. Bases 315 to 2081 code for a protein of 588 amino acids. The transcript is spliced from 15 exons. Gene Ontology annotation, biological process: calcium export from the mitochondrion; intracellular calcium ion homeostasis.